UUUUCAGUAAUUUUUCAAAAAGAUUUUUCUCAGUUCGAAGUAGGAACGCGUGAAAAACGCAACGGAACAAUUUUUCCUAUCGUUAUUAUAUUUUUUACAGAAUUUCCAUAGUCUGAAAUUAGUGCAAAAAAGAAAAGAGAAAAAAGAAAAGAAUUUUCAACAUUGAAUGAGGAAGUGCGAUAAGGCAGAGUGUAUCAAAACUUCAUUUGUGAUAUCUAAAUAAUAUGAAAUUGACGACAGUUGACUAAUAAAAAUCGACAAAACGAAGAAAAAAAAGUCCAUCAAACUCAUCUUAAUGUAGUUUGACAAAAUGGAACAAUUUGAGCAGCUACUAACGUGUUGCGUCUGUUUAGACCGAUAUCGAAACCCUAAACUGCUGCCAUGCCAGCAUUCAUUUUGCAUGGAACCGUGCAUGGACGGUUUGACUGACUAUGUGAGACGACAAGUUAAAUGUCCCGAAUGCAGAGCCGAACAUCGAAUACCAUACAAUGGCGUUGCAGGCUUUCCAACUAAUGUCACCUUACAGCGUUUUCUGGAGCUACAUAUUGAAAUCACGGGCGAUCUUCCAGAUCCUACUUCAGGUACCAAACGUCAAGUGAUGGAAAGAUGUAACGUUUGUUCAGAAAAGUCUUACUGCAAUAUUUGCAUGCAUUGUGAGAAGAAAAUCUGUGACGAUUGUAAAAGCGCUCACAUGGAUAUUUUGCGACGUGAAAUAAAUCGUAUAAAUAAUCAAAUUCGUCGUGGCGUUCAUCGACUGCAAGAUAUUCUUGCUGUUGUUGAAAAAAACACAUCAAACUUACAAAAUAACUGUCACAGUGUGUCGGAAGAAAUUGACGAGAUCUUUAGACGUCUUACAAAAGCUGUAAAAGAUCGGACAGAUUAUUUACGACAUGAAAUGGAUAAAUAUUUGACAUCAGAAAUGAAGAACCUUUCACUAUUGAAGGAAAAUCUUGAAUUAGAAAUUGCAAAUAUCACAAGCAAUUGUGAUUUGGCUGACAAGUACAUGAAUGAGUCAGUUCAAUGGGAAGAUUGUGAACUUAUGGAUACAAAAGAAAUUUUCUUAAAAACUGUCGAGUUCAUAAGAAACUUUGAAUGUGAAAGUUCCGAUUACAGUCGUCGCGUAAGAUUCUCAAUGGCAUGUGAUCCGAAUCAAUUGGUGAAUAAUUUGUGUACUUAUGGCGACUUAAACUUCAUUCAUCCACCAACCACAACGCAAAGCACUGGAGGAAUGUUGCAACCAUCAAGCGGUUCAGGUCUCAUGAGAUCAAAAAGUGAUCAUCGUUUAGUGACACAAUUCCGUCAACAACAAGAACAAUUAAAUCUUGACGAUGAACCGCUUCUAGGUGGUAGAAAGUUUGGUGAACGUCCAGUGAAAGUUGAGAAACAAACUGAUCGUUAUGGUGGAUAUGACUACGGUGAAGAUCAACACUUUGACUCAUCGCAACGUCCUAGCAAGAAUCGAUUUCGUUCACGCUUUGUGCGUGGGCAUCACGAAGAAGAAGAUGACGACACUGAAUCUAGCGCGUUAAAAAAAGCAGACAAAGAAAAUAAUAAAAAUAAAAUAACAAGUACUGAAGAAGCUGCGAAAGGCCCAUUAAGUGGAAUCUUUAGAAUCUUAGAUUCGCCUCGUGCGAUGAAAAGAAUUCAAGAACAGGAGAAGGGACCACGUGAGAAGAAAGUAGAACCAAAACCAGCAGCUCCUGCAGCAGCGCAACCAGCACAAGUGAAGACAACUGCUGUUCAGCCUGUGAGACGUCCACCAGCUGCCGGUCGUCAAGUUUCAGAAGACGAUGAAAUUGCAAAAAUUAAGCGUGAAAAUAAAACACCUGGAACAUCACAAGCACCAGCUAUCGCUGAGAUAGAGCGCCCGGCACCAAUUCUCAAGAAGCCAUCAGUUGAAGAAAGUAGCGAAACACAGACGCGAGCGACUACCACAACUUCACCAGCUGCUCGCACAAGCAGCGAAAGUUCAUCAGAAAGUUCAAGUGAAUCUUCAAAACCAGCUGAAGUUGCACCAAUUCGUUCACGAGUAACAACGCCAACAUCAUCGACAAUGUCUUCACCACCAGCUCCAGUUGAAGCGGUCGAGAAGAAGCCAUUUCAGAGUCGAUUUCUCCAAUCAAGUCAACCAGCAGCAACAGCAGCAGCACCAGCCGCCAAAAAAGAAGAAUCAGAAUCCUCCGAAGAAGAGUCGAGCUCAGAGGAAGAAUCAGAAACAGAAGAAGAAACGAAAGUGAAACCAUCAGCAUCAACAUCAACGAGACCUUCAAUCGUUUCAAAGCCAGCAGAAACAGCUUCAGUGGCAUCAACACGUGCUGGAAUUUUACGUGACACAGCAACGGCUGAUACACGUCGAAGUUCACGUGAUGAAACAACAUCGCCAACAACAAGAUCACGCUAUGAAGCACCUUCAAGUACUUACUCACGAAAUUCUGAUAAGGAAAAUGAAAAUUCAAGAUAUGGAACGAGAAGUCGACCAACAGCUUCAACUUAUGAGCCAGAAGAAUCAAGCUACACUAGUCGCUUUUUGAAUAAAAGCAAGAGUACAGCGGCUGCGCCUCAAGAUGAUGACGAAGAUUCCGACAGUCGUUAUGGCACAGGUCGUAGUCGUUAUAUGGCGCUGAAAGAGCGUCGUAAUCGAUUAGCACGAAGUCGAUCGUCGCAUAAUUUUGGUGGCGAUGAUGAUGAUGUCGAUGAGCCGCUCUCACCAACAACUACAUCACCAUCAGCAUACUUGGCUUCUAGAUAUGGAACGUCAUCAAUGUCUGGAGCUAGUGAGCUUGCACGUAGUCGUUCUACACAUGCAAUGAAAUCACGAGAACCUUCACCAGAUCGUGGAUCAGAUGGUGAUAAAGAAGCUUUAAGCUCAUGGGCAAGAUAUUUGAAGAAUAAAUAUGGAAGUCGCGGUAAUAAAGAUAAUCCGAGAGAUGGAAUUGGAGCGAGCAGUAGCACUCCAAGCUCAUCCUACAGCAGCUCAACAGCUGCAGCUUCAUCCCCAUCAUCUACUUCAUCUUCCACAUCCGCAACAAGACGAUUAAGUCUAGGCUUGCCAUUACGUCAAGCAAAUGAAAUGCAUAGCUCUGAUGAUGAUUCAAAAAACUUGCAAAGCUCCCUCGCCUCUCCUACUCAAGCGCACCAAGCGGUCGUCGGUAUGGACGAUACCAAUACUAAAAUUAGUACCCCGCGAACGCAAUAUCUCCAAAAGAGAAGGCAAAUUCUGCAGAUAGGUGGCAGAGGGAGCGAAUCUGGAAAGUUUACUUGGCCACGUGGCAUCUCCGUUGGCCCUGACAAUCUAAUCGUUGUUGCUGAUUCAUCAAAUCAUCGCGUGCAAGUGUUUGAUAUGAAUGGAAAUUAUUUGAAAGAAUUUGGCACAUAUGGUAAUGGUGAUGGCGAGUUUGAUUGUUUAGCUGGUGUUGCAAUCAAUAGAAUCGGGCAAUUCAUCAUUGCUGAUCGUUACAAUCAUCGAAUUCAAGUUUUUGAUCCAGCAGGAAGAUUUUUAAGAACUUUUGGAAGUCAAGGAGCAUCUGACGGAAAGUUCAAUUACCCAUGGGGAAUUACAACUGACUCAAUGGGCUUUAUUUAUGUAUGCGAUAAGGAAAAUCAUAGAAUUCAAGUGUUUCAAUCUGAUGGAACUUUUGUAGGAAAAUUUGGAACAAGUGGGAGUGGCGAGGGUCAACUUGAACAUCCUCACUACAUCGCUGUUUCAAAUACAAAUCGGGUCAUUGUCUCAGAUUCAAACAAUCAUCGAAUUCAGAUUUUUGAUGUAAACGGAAAAGUUUUGUCUUGUUUCGGCUGCGAAGGUUCGGAAGAAGGUCAAUUUAAAUUUCCGAGAGGGGUUGCUGUUGAUGAAUUCGGAUACAUUUGUGUUGCUGAUUCAGGAAAUAAUCGCAUUCAAAUCUUUCACCCUGAUGGAAGUUUCUUGCGAGCUUUUGGCUCAUGGGGAUCAGGUGAUGCUGAGUUUAAAGGACUUGAAGGUGUCGCAAUUAUGUCAAAUGGCAACAUUUUAGUGUGUGAUCGUGAAAAUCACCGCGUACAAGUUUUCUAGUGGCAAUUUGACGCUUUAGCGCUACUAACAAUCAGUUCCAGCUUGCUUCAAUGAGUCGUGGAAAAUUUUAAAAGAAACAUUUUCAUCUUGCUAAUAGAUUCAAGAUUUAAAGUUGUUUCGAACUGUUACUGUUUUUUUUUUUUAAAUUGUUUAAAAGCUUUUGAGUCAAAUAAGACUUUGUAGUAAUUUAUAACAAGAAUAAUUAAAGUUUGCAUAGUUGAGAAAAAGAAACAUUUGGAAAA
Messenger RNA from Clunio marinus, 4287 nucleotides. Lineage: Eukaryota; Metazoa; Arthropoda; Insecta; Diptera; Chironomidae. The record is from the annotation of a GenBank genome assembly.